Messenger RNA from Penicillium oxalicum, 1812 nucleotides. RefSeq names its product gamma-glutamyltransferase family protein. Lineage: Eukaryota; Fungi; Ascomycota; Eurotiomycetes; Eurotiales; Aspergillaceae. The record is from RefSeq and is a predicted model, not a curated record. Bases 1 to 1812 code for a protein of 603 amino acids. The transcript is spliced from 4 exons.
AUGCCCCUCAACUCCAGAGCUGUUUACGGCCGCGAGAACGCAGCAUUCGUGCCAUUCGCGAGUCGCCGCAGUACCGUCCACAGCACGAAUGGCAUGGUCACAUGUACACAACCGCUGGCCGCGGCAGCGGGGCAGAAGAUUCUGAGUCAAGGAGGAAAUGCGGCAGAUGCAGCCGUCGCUGUCGCGGCGGGGUUGAACAUGACCGAACCCGGCUCCACGGGCAUUGGUGGUGAUAUGUUUUGUCUCUUUUACGAUGCCAAAACCAAAAAGGUGCACUCUCUGAACGGAUCGGGUCGGUAUCCCGGUGAAGCCACCUUGGAGAAAGUGCGGGAGAAGCUCAAUCUUGCGCCCGGCACCCCGGGAGAAAUCCCCAUGCUUAGUGCACUGGCGACUACCACGCCCGGCGCCGCAGCAGGAUGGGUUGAUACCGUAGAGAAAUUUGGCAGUGGCAAGUUGUCCCUCGAGCAGAUCCUCGCACCGGCGAUUGAGUUGGGUGAAAAUGGGUUUCCCGUAUCUGAACUGUCAUCUCAUGGGUGGCAAGCAAGUGAGGAGGAUAUCCGCAAUGCAUCACCCAACUUCCGAGAAAUGCUCAAGGACGAUCCCUCGGCCAAGGAUGGCGUGCGAGCACCCCGUCCUGGAGAGAUCAUGAAGAACCCAACCCUGGCAAAGACCUUCCGCACUCUUGCUACGGAAGGAAAGAAAGGAUUCUAUCACGGUCGUAUUGCCGAGGCCAUCGUCAAAGUGGUGCAGGAUUUCGGCGGUCUGAUGACCCUGGACGAUCUUGCCUAUCAUGCUGAGGUGGGCACACAGGAGACAGAGGCCAUCUCUAUCAAAUUUACCGGUCAGGAUAUUGUGGCCAAGGCGACUCGCGGGACGGAUGGUGAUGCCAACCAAGGUGUCGAAGUGUGGGAGCAUCCACCGAACGGCCAGGGCAUCGUUGCGCUGAUGGCCCUAGGAAUCAUGGAAGAGUUGGAGCGCCUGAACAAGAUCCCGCGGUUCACCGAGGCGCAGCACAACUCGGCCGAGUACCUGCAUGCGGUGAUCGAGUCUCUUCGCAUUGCCUUUGCCGACGCCGCAUGGUGGGUGACAGACCCGGACGCCGAGAAGGUUCCUGCCAAGGGUCUUCUGGACCGUGAAUACCUCGCUGAACGCGCCAAGCUGUUUUCGCCGGACCGAGCAGCCGAUAUUAUGGAUCAUGGUAGUCCUGCGCACAAUCACUGCGACACUGUGUUUUUCGCAGUCACCGACGGCGAGGGGAAUGGAAUCUCAUUCAUCAACAGCAACUACGCCGGCUUUGGUACGUCGAUCAUCCCCGAAGGUUGUGGAUUCACCCUCCAGAACCGUGGCGCCAACUUCUCGCUGGAGGCGGGACACCCCAAUGUCCUGGCCCCUCGCAAGCGUCCCUACCACACUAUUAUUCCGGCCUUGAUCACCAACGUCUCCGAUGGAUCACUGCAUUCUGUCUACGGUGUGAUGGGAGGUUUCAUGCAGCCUCAGGGACACGUGCAAGUCCUGUUGAAUAUGCUGGCAUUUGGAUAUCAUCCUCAGGCGGCGCUUGACUCUCCCCGUAUUUGUAUCGCGGCACCCACGUCAGAGAGCACAGACCGUACCAUCUGGGUGGAAGAAGGCAUCAGCGAAGAAGCCGUGGAGGGUCUUCGACGGCUCGGCCACAAAGUAGAAGUGUUGAGCGAGUGGAAACGAAGCAUGUUUGGUCGGGGGCAAGUCAUUCGUCUUCACUACGACGAAGGUACGCUGGUGCACAGUGCUGGCAGCGACCUGAGAGGCGAUGGUCUUGCUUUCCCGUUGCUUUAG